Paramormyrops kingsleyae is the source of this 2736-nucleotide messenger RNA. RefSeq names its product BRMS1 like transcriptional repressor a (gene brms1la). Lineage: Eukaryota; Metazoa; Chordata; Actinopteri; Osteoglossiformes; Mormyridae. The record is from RefSeq and is a predicted model, not a curated record.
CAGUCAGUUACCUUUACGCGGUCGGUAGUCGCUUAGCUUUUAGCCGAGCACGACUUUGCUCUAAUCUGAAAACGUUAAUUUAGCCGCCGUGUGUGUCUAAAGGAAUAUAUGAAGGUUAACUAGUUUACGUUCAGUUGAAAGAUACGGCUGUUAUCUCCUUGCGAGUUUGACAGUUUUGCUUUCUUGUCAGUUAGUUAGCCAAAUAGGCUAGCUGCGGCAGGUGAUUUGUUUUGACUUAAGUACUCUAGUAUCUAGAUAACUACCUACUCGGUCCAUUGCAAAUAACGUAUAUCGGAUCACUUACCUUUGGUGGUUAGGCACUCCGCUGACUUACCUACGUAGCGCUUUCACAUAGCAGCCUUGUGUAAAUGCCAGCGUUGCUAUCUUAAAUAGUUAUUCCUUUGGCUUAACUACAACCUGGUCUAUUAACGAAGUCAAGUGCCGUUUGCUUCGGUUGUUUCUGGCUAGGUAGUUCUGUUGAUCCAACCAGCUUGGUACUGAUCGGGCCCCUUUGGCGGCUGGGCAAUGCCGGUUCAUUCCCGCGAAAAGAGAGAAAGUAACCAUGCGGAGAUGGAGCUGGAUUAUCCGGAGCAGGACGGCAGCAGCUCCGACGAGGAGGAGACUGACAGCUCUACCGUGUCUGAGGACGGAGAUAGCUCAGAGAUGGACGAUGAGGACUAUGAAAGGAGAAGAAUGGAAUGUUUGGAUGAAAUGACUAAUUUAGAAAAACAAUUCACUGACCUUAAAGACCAACUGUAUAAAGAGAGGAUCACACAAGUGGAUGCUAAACUGCAGGAGGUGAUGGCAGGAAAGGCACCAGAGUACCUAGAGCCCCUGGCCAACCUGCAGGAGAACAUGCUAAUCAGAACAAAAGUGGCCGGCAUCUACAAGGAGCUGUGUUUGGAGUCUGUGAAGAACAAAUAUGAGUGUGAGAUCCAGGCCGCCUUGCAGCACUGGGAGAGUGAGAAGCUGCUCCUGUUUGACACAGUGCAGAGUGAGCUGGAGGAGAAGAUACGGAGGCUGGAGGAGGACCGGCACAGCAUCGACGUUACCUCGGAACUGUGGAACGAUGAGCUGCAGUCCCGUAAGAACAAGAAGAAGGACCCGUUCAGCCCGGACAAAAAGAAGAAGCCUGUGGUCGUGUCUGGCCCAUAUAUCGUCUACAUGCUACAGGAUCUGGACAUCCUCGAGGACUGGACCACGAUCAGAAAGGCUGUCGCCUCACUCGGACCCCACAGAGUAAAAACAGAUGCUGUCCAGACGGAAUCCAGCGUACCCACUAAACCUCCAUCCUUCUCCAAGCCUGAGCGACAUCAGCACAAGGCCCGAUCUGAAAAUGGCCGCUUGCUAUACGACGGCGAGUGGUACUGCCGGGGCCAGACCAUAUGCAUCGACAGGAAGUACGAGUGCCCCACGAGCGCCACAAUAACUACCAUCAACCACGAUGAGGUCUGGUUCAAACGGCUUGAUGGCAGCAAAUCCAAGCUGUACAUCUCGCAGCUCCAAAAGGGCAAAUACACCAUCAAACAUGUGUGAUUCCCACCCUGGCCCAUCUCUCACAGACCUCUGAAGAGUGCUGUUUUACAGAUAUUGCGUUCAAAAGACUGGCAUUUUAAAGCUGAGAUGAGUCCCUACCAAGCGCUUGGCCUAAUUCUGUCAAACACCCAUGAGCUGUAGCUUUCAUGUGUUUGCUGAGUGUUGAUGGAGAAUACUCUCCUUAAUUAGAGUGAGAGAUGAAAGGGAUGGUUUAACUAGAGCAUGGUGUAAGAAGGAAUGAGAUUCAGCUGCCUUUACCAGAAUGUGAGUGUACUGCACAUGGUCAGUAGGCUUGUUCUGACUUUCAUCCUAAACAGGAAAAGGAAAUUGAAAAAGGGAGAAGCUCACCAGCCUGCAGUGGUGUCUCUUUUAUGUGUGUGCUGCCCCCAUCUGGCCAUCUGCUUGUUAUUUGCUGUGGAAUGUGACAGGGCAGGAGUUCAUGUUCAUGUCGUCAGCUCUGACUGGGAUGCCUCUUUUCUGCGGAAUCCAGUGGUCAGACAGCAUUUUAACCUCACAAUAAAUUAUAUAAAGUGGUAAAGUUGGCAGCCUGUCCAAAAUGUGUAUAUGUAGGAAAGUGGUUUAACUUACUUGCCGAUGUGAAUAAUGUGCAACAGCAUGCAUAUCAGAGAGAUCCGCUUAUCUGUUAGGGCAGAGUGAGACCAGAAUGUGCUGCUUCAACCCAAGCCAAAGAGAAAAUGUUCUGGGGACAUUGUGAGGUGAUGUUGUGCUGGAAUAUCAGCAGAUGGACCGAUGGGUUUUUUGAUCUUUUCCCAUAAAUGUAGGAUCUCAGUACCUUUGUGUCUGGACCAUUAGUGUCAGUCUUCUCGUGUAUUGUGUUUUUUUUCAUCAUCAUAAAUGGUCAUGGUUAUUGACUGUGUUUUGGGUAUGUAACCUUUCUCUACAGCAGUAUUAAACAUGAAUUUUGCUUGAGUCAUUGUUCUAUGAGGGGGUGGUGUGACCUGGUUGUUUAUGAAAUGAUGUGUGAAUAAAGGUUUGUGGAAUUUAAUUCCCUGUAAAAAUAUCCUGUGAAGGUGAUGUUGCUUUGAUCUCUAGAGAUUUUGGGCUCUGUACUGUUUAUUUUUGUAAUAUACAUAUCCUGUCCUGUAUGUUUGAAUGCUUUCCCUUUUCUGUUAGUAAAGUGAGCAUGUACAGAAAAAAUAUUGGUUUAAAAAAUAUAAUCAGUGUGCUGAUGUGCAUCAA